Musca vetustissima is the source of this 2880-nucleotide messenger RNA. Its product is annotated as mucin-2-like. The record is from RefSeq and is a predicted model, not a curated record. Lineage: Eukaryota; Metazoa; Arthropoda; Insecta; Diptera; Muscidae. The transcript is spliced from 3 exons. The coding region runs from base 1 to 2880 and encodes 959 amino acids.
AUGGCAUCUACGACGACUGGUGCAGCAAUAAUACGUGACACCGACUCUCCGGCCACAGCCAACAACAUUGAGAACGAAGUCCCAACUAAGCGAACCUCUUCUUCUGCCUCUCCCAGGCAUACUCCGAACACUCAUUGUCACCGUCGUCCCCGACAUCGCAAUCGUAUCUUGGCAAAUUUACUCUGCUCCGAGUGUCUCACCAACAACAGCAGCAACACCUCUCUUCAGUCAACAACUGAUUCACCCCCAUAUCAGUUAUUGUUGCCGCCUAGCUCCCGCUACGUACGUGAACGUUAUUUGUCCGCGAUAACCGACAAAACUUUAGACUUUUGCGCCUCAUAUUCGACAACCGUGUGCGAUUGCAGCAAGUGUCCGAAGGAGGAUUUUAAAUUCGUUAGUGUUCGAUCAUUUUCCGGAUCCAAUAUUUCGUCCUCAACGCCAUUAGAUUAUACCACCAGCAGCAGCGCGAGCAGCAGUAGCACCAGUUCUACUGACGACAGCUGUUCCAACGUAACCCAUACCACCGAAGAGGUAGGCAAUUAUUUUACCCCACCUCGUGAGUACACCAACAACACUCGUGCCUUGGGCGUUUUAACCGAGAAACGUUCACCUCUAUUUGGACCAUUGGCUGGUGGUAUAUCGCUUAGAACCCAGGAACCUUUCUACUCGGAAUAUCUGCUGAAUGCCAACGAUUUGAUAUCACCGCGAUCGCUGAAAGCCUACAAAGAGAAUAUCGAUUAUACGGCAACGGAAGCUUUGCCAUCACCGAGUAUGAAUGGCGGCGGGAAAAGGUCGUCAAUGAAUGGUGGUUCAGCGAUAACAUCACCGGCAACAGCGGCGAAUGGAGGAAAUGUAACCGAUAUCAAUCGUAAUGGUGUACCGAAACAUUGGUUUGAAACCUGGCCAGGAACACAACCAGCAUCCUUGGAACUACUACCCUGUGCUGGAACAGCAGCAACAACAACUGAAAGUUGCCACCCAGUGUUAGGGGGAAACUCACGAGCCAUUCACUCAGAUCCCGAGGAAAGGCAAACCAAGGAAAAGGUACGUUCACGAUUUUCCACAGCCCUACGGAAACUUUCAAGGUCCACAAGGAAAAAAGAUAAAUUAGCGGCAGGAAAAUCUUCUUCGGAAACUGCAGCAGGAUCAGCUGCUGCCUCAGAUUUAAUUCUCUCAAGUGAUGCGGAUGAUCGAAGUUCUUCGCCAGUGACCAAAACUAAAAUAAAAAAGAAAAAAUCUUCUUUAUUCAGUUUGAAAUCCAAAGCCAAGGUUGCUCCUAAAAAGGAUUGCGAAGGGGAGGAGGAGGAGCAUACAAUUCCAGCCACAGGGCAGCGUAUUUUGGAACCUCUAUUUCAUGAUACCGAAAAUGAGGUGGUGGUGACCACAGAACGUUUAUCGCCCACCGAGGGAAAACGUAAGGUACAAAUAACUAUCAAGUCGAAGAAAAUUGAAAAAGUGGCGGAUUCUGAACCAGCAGAUAGGUGUCCACCAUCUUCGCCAUCUCCCACACCAACAGCGUUAUCACAAUCCUCGCCUACCACAACCCCACCAUUAGGUCGGCAAAUUAAGAACGAGAACAUCACCUCUGCCCCCACCCCGCCGUCGUCGUCAUCAACCAAGGAAGAUAAAAAGAAAAAACUCAAAGGUAAAUUAAAAACUCAAACGUCACAGAAACCCACCACACCAGCAGCAGCACCACCCACACAAGCACAAUCAAAGAAAGACCAUAAAGCGGAAGAGAAAAUUGUUAUCACUCAAAGUCCGAAAGAUAUUCCACCACGAGACAAGGCACCCGCCAAACCCUCACGCCUAGCACAACAACAGCAGCAGCCGCAGCCGUCGCAACAGCCCUCGUCUAGUCACUCAGCUUGUACCAGCAGCAAUACCAACACAGGUGGAGGUGGUGCAGUACGCAAAACAGCCACUACCACAAGGGCAGCCAUAAAAUUGGUAACAACUGCAAAAUCGAAAAAGAAAUCGGAAGCCAAUAAAGCAACAAGCUCUUCUACUGCUGGCAACAAGCCAACAGGAGGUGGCAAAGGAUCAGCAACUACAAAAGCAAGCGAUAACAUUACCACGACCACAGCGAAUACUCCUGACAACACCGAGACCACCACCACAACCACCCAGACUCCCAUCAAUAAAGAAAGCGAUUUAAUGAUAAAUCCACAAAGAGGUCAUAGAUUUCCAAGACCUACAUCAACCGAGUCUACGGAGUCUAGAUCACAAGAAAUUGUGGGAAAUCAAGACUCGGCAGCAGCAACAGCGCCACCGCCAAAGGCGACAACACCACUGCCGCCAAGCAUUUCGCCAUCGCCGCCACCGCCCAACUCAAACCAACCGCAAAAUAACGAAAUUCAAUCUGAAACCAAAGUGCUGUCGGCAACAGAAGACGCUUCAUUGCCAGCCAAUCAAGCGUCUCAGCCGACGCAACAGCAGCCACAGUCGCAGCAGCAACACCAGCCUCCAGUAACUUCUCAAGAUAAAUCUUCAGUUAAUAACUUAUCAGCUAAUCAAACGGACGAUCACAUCUCGGUGGCGGAAAGUGUACAGCCCAGUAGUACAACAUCAGCGGAGGAUAUACCAACCAACAAGGAUACACCCACUUCAACCAAUCAGCCCACUGUACGCUUCACCCUUGGCAAUCGUGUACGACCCCCGCUAAUUAUUGCCAAACAGUUGGCCUACGAACCAUCAUCACAGGAACCCUAUUCGAUUGAACAUCAAAGUGACGACGAUUCCGAAGAUACACCGGACAGUGACGAUAGUCGUCAUCGUCGUCGUAUACGUUAUUUGGCCACAACACCAUCGGGUGAAUUAGAACCACCGGCGACACUCUAUGACGAAUUCAAUAAUCUCGAAUUGAAACAAAUUGAAUAG